AUGCAGACCGACGCCCCCCUGGACGCGGAGCGCGAGGCGCUUCUCGCCAAUGUGAUGAAGAAGUCAAUCGAGCGCAAAGGCAUCAAAUCCCGGCUUCGCAAAAUCGAGACCGACACGAAGGCCCAGCAGGAGGAUCUUCAGCGAGUGGAGGACCAAAUCCACGCCCUGUUGACCAUCGGCCACUACAUCGGCGAGGUCCUCAAGCGCGUGGACGAUGAGCGGUUUAUCGUGAAGAGCAUCAGCGGGGCCCGGCACCUGGUGGGCUACAAAAAGAGCAUCCAGCCCGAGCGGCUCAAGUUCGGCGCGCGGGUGGCCCUGGAGGUGACGACCCUGACGAUCGUCAAGAUCCUCCCGCGGGAGGUGGACCCGCAGGUCUACAGCAUGAAGUACAUGGGGGGGGACCAAAACGUCUCCUUCCAGGAGAUCGGUGGGCUGCAGGAGCAGAUGCGGCAGAUGCGCGAGGUGAUUGAGCUGCCCUUGACGAACCCGGAGCUCUUCUUGCGAGUGGGGAUCGUCCCGCCGAAAGGGGUUUUGCUCUAUGGACCCCCUGGGACGGGGAAGACGUUGCUCGCCAAGGCGAUCGCCGCCAACGUCGACGCGGCGUUUUUGAAGGUAGUGGGGUCCGCGAUUGUGGAUAAGUACAUCGGGGAGUCGGCGCGUAUUGUUCGCGAGAUGUUCGCCUACGCCCGGGAACAUGAACCUUGUAUUAUCUUUAUCGAUGAGGUGGAUGCCAUCGGCGGCAAGCGUAUCGAAGGAUCCUCCUCCGAUCGUGAGAUCCAGCGAACGCUGAUGGAGCUGCUGAAUCAGAUGGAUGGGUUCGACCAGCUCGGGAAAGUGAAGUUGAUCAUGGCAACGAACCGUCCGGAUACGCUGGAUCCGGCCCUCAUGCGGCCUGGUCGGCUUGACCGAAAAAUCGAAAUCAGUUUGCCUAAUGAAGCCGGUAGGCUUGAUAUCCUUCGAAUCCAUGCCUCGAAGAUCACGAAGCGUGGGGAGAUCGACUACGACAGCGUAGUGAAGCUCUCCGAGGGCUUCAACGGCGCCGAUCUGCGGAAUGUGUGCACAGAGGCAGGUAUGUUUGCUAUUCGUGCGGGGAAAGACUACGUCGAAAGCGAUGAUUUUAACAAGGCGGUACGAAAAGUUGUCGAUAUGAAACGUUUGGAAGGACAGGCACACCAAUACUCCGUGCAAUAA
Messenger RNA from Phytomonas sp. Hart1, 1191 nucleotides. NCBI's taxonomy places the organism in Eukaryota, Euglenozoa, Kinetoplastea, Trypanosomatida, Trypanosomatidae. The record is from the annotation of a GenBank genome assembly.